This is a messenger RNA of Phlebotomus papatasi, 1254 nucleotides long. RefSeq names its product enhancer of split mbeta protein-like. Gene Ontology annotation, biological process: anterior/posterior pattern specification; regulation of transcription by RNA polymerase II; regulation of neurogenesis. The record is from RefSeq and is a predicted model, not a curated record. Gene Ontology annotation, cellular component: nucleus. The transcript has 2 exons. NCBI's taxonomy places the organism in Eukaryota, Metazoa, Arthropoda, Insecta, Diptera, Psychodidae. Gene Ontology annotation, molecular function: DNA-binding transcription factor activity, RNA polymerase II-specific; protein dimerization activity; RNA polymerase II cis-regulatory region sequence-specific DNA binding. The coding region runs from base 246 to 833 and encodes 195 amino acids.
AAAGAGACGGUCGAUCGAUCCCCACUCUCAGUCAAAUUGUGCCUAAAGUUAUAAAUAUACGUUUCACAAGACUAUUCACUGUAUUCCGUGAGCAUUCAUAGUCGAGAGACUAUCCAUUAGUUCUGUGCAUUUUCUCAUCUUUCGGCGAUCGUUUGUGGGUGAAGUUUUUUUUUUUUGGCGGGAAGUGUUUGUUCUUGGCAUUGGAGGUGAUCGAGAACACGGUGAAGAUUGCCACCCGACAGAGGAUGGCACCAAAUCACGGCUUUCUGCUGCAGAACACAAUGGCAGAACCAGUUUCCCGGACUUAUCAAUACCGGAAGGUGAUGAAGCCGAUGCUGGAGCGCAAGAGACGGGCCAGGAUCAACAGAUGCCUAGACGAGCUUAAGGAACUCAUGACAGGGGCACUUCAAACGGAAGGUGAAAAUGUGGCUAAACUCGAAAAGGCUGACAUCCUAGAACUAACAGUGAGGCACUUGCACACCCUGAGACGUCAGAAUGCCCUAUCUGUGCGUCCUGAACAAACCUAUGCUGAUCGUUUUAAGGCUGGGUUCCGUCACUGUGCAGCCGAAGUCACUACUUUCCUCAGUGGCAUGGAUCAGGCUACCAGGAUGCAUUUGGCGUCGCAUUUGAGUGGCUGCAUCCGUCGCCUGGAUGUAGCUCAGCCUCCAGUCUGGGUAGCACCCCGAACAGCGUCCCCACCACGUCCUGCUGGUCCAGCUGGUCCAGCCUUCUCCACCCUUCAGACGCCACCACCGGCACAUCCGGCCCAGCCGCACAGUCCACCGGAGCAACAGGCUGAAGACCCAGCUGCCGGUCCCUGGCGUCCCUGGUGAUCCCUGAAGCCCUGGGCCGCGUCUCUCUGUAAUCCUGUACAUUUCGUCGAAGCUGCAAAUCAAAUAGUCUUCCACUUCGUCGCGAUCGAACCCAAGAGACAGUGAUUGAGAUCUUCCCAAAAUGGCAAAGAUAUUGACCCCUGUGAUAUUGUUACCUUUGAUAACAAAAAAAAAACUACAUAGAUCCGCGAGAGGCAAUCGUCUGACCAAAAGGACACUUCACGGCGCAUGGUAAAAAAUGAUCACAUGGAUAAGAUCAGCAAGACGAGAUCAAAGAUCAUUUUUUGCAUUUUAAAAGAAGGAAAAAAUAAAAAUUCUCUAAGAUUUUUUUUUUAAUUUUUUUUAUAAUAGUUUAAGAUAAUUAUUUAUGAGAGAAAAAAAAUUGUGUUUAACUAACGUAAAAUAAAGAUUAUAAGAUAAA